UCCAGCAGAUGCAAAAUCAUCUGGGACACAUUGGUUUUUCCUGCCUCCUUGACGGUUUUGGCCCAAGUAGGAUUUUCUUCAUCUUGCACUUAGCAGCCAGACAACACACACAUCUACAAUGGCUCCCAGAGUGUUGCGGUGUGUCAUAGAUUUCUUCGGCUAUGAAACAACGAAAUCAGUGGUGGUAAAAAGCUGGUCUGUUGGGAUCAUCAACCGCGUCAUCCAGCUGCUAAUUAUUCUGUACUUCAUCUGUUGGGUGUUUCUGCAUGAAAAGGCUUAUCAGGUUCGAGACUCAGGAAUUGAGUCUGCGGUCAUGACCAAAGUGAAGGGCUUGGGCAGUUAUCCCAAUCGUGUGAUGGAUGUGGCAGACUACGUAGCGCCACCACAGGGCUCUUCAGCUUUCUCCAUCAUCACCAAAUUGGUUGUCACAGCCAAUCAGACGCAAGGACGAUGCCCUGAGAUUGAUGAUAAAUUCACAUGCACAACUGAUGAUAACUGCACAACCAAAAGUGGCUUAAAUUUUGGGAAUGGUAUUGUAACAGGCACAUGUUUAAUCAAUAAUUCCUCUAAUAUAAAUAAUACUAAAGGACAUUGUGAAAUUCAAGGCUGGUGCCCUGCAGAGAACGAUCGAGUUCCUGUGUCUGUAAUGGAGGGUGUGGAGGACUUUACGAUCUUCAUCAAGAACAGUGUCCGCUUCCCUCUAUUUAAUGUUACUAGGGGCAAUUUCCCUUCCUCCAUAAACGAGACAUACAUUAAAAACUGUAGGCAUGAUCCAAUACACCAUCCGUUCUGUCCCAUCUUUAAACUGGGAGAUAUCCUGAAACACAUUAAUCAAUAUCUCAGCAACAUUGCCAGUGAAGGAGGAGAGAUUGGAAUUAAAAUAGGCUGGAAGUGUGAUUUUGACUAUUCUGUGGAAAUGUGCAAUCCCCAGUACACCUUCUCACGCUUGGAUGCUGUGUUUGAGAAGAGCAAUGUCUCCAAAGGAUAUAACUUCAGGUUUGCUAAAUACUACCAGUCACCAGAUGGGACAGAGUAUAGAACGCUUCACAAAGCCUAUGCCAUCCGCUUUGAAAUAAUUGUGUCUGGGAAUGCAGGAAAGUUUAGUGCUGUGCCAUUUAUGAUUAAUCUUGUGGCAGCGUUCACUUCAGUGGGACUGUGCCAGCGUGGUCAUGUAAAUUACAACAGUUCUAAACUGCUAAAUUUACAGGCUACAGUGUUCUGUGACAUCAUCCUUCUCAACUUCCUUAAAGGGGCGGAACAGUACAAAGCAAAGAAAUUUGAAGAGGUAUCAGGCAUUGAGACUCAGUCAGUACACAAAAGACUCUACCAGAGAAGUCAUAUGUCAUUAAAAGUGACGGAAAAGAACUCUGAUGACUCAGGGACCUUUUGUAUUAGGCACCAGGAGUGAGGGACACGAGACAUCAACAAUUGAAACAUCCAAAUAAUAUUUUGUCAUAUUAAUUUCUAAAGGUUUAAUUAUUUGCAGUUUUUCAUGUAAUUGUAUAAAAUAUCUGAUUGUUCAGCCAUAAUCUUUGUGUUUAAAAUCUGUCGACACUUAGGGCUGGAUUUGUUAAUUUAAAUAAAGGCACUGUCCAGUCAACUCCAAAUCCUGAGAACACACAUAUAUAAACAAUAUUUAAUUAAGAGUAAUCUAUGUAAAUAAUAAAAAUUUUAAAAAAAAAGAAUUAUAAAAAUUAACUAAAUUAUUAAUGAAUAAUUAAGUAACUGCCAAUGUCAUUGUCAAUGUAAUCAUUCUCCAACAUAAUUCUAACAUAAUUCUUCUUUUAAUGUAAAAUAAAGAAAUAAAAAAUAGUGACAUUUGAGUAGGUCUACUUACUUUCCAAAAGCUAAAUGUACACUUAUAUUUUGUGUUUAGUAUCUUUAAAAUAUGCAAUAUGCAUGUUUAUGGCAAAAUAUUUUAUUAUUUUUUCUUCUUUUUAAUUUAUUUUAUUUUAUCACAACCUCACAAACCCCUGAGUUAAUUGCCCCCAUCCUUUCUUGUGUUUCCUUUACUUACGGUGCCUGCUUCUGUAUUUCCUUUACUUGUGCUGUCACCUGUACUGUACUGUACCACAAACCUGUAUGCUGAUAGUAGGUUUCCCACAGGGCCCCCAAUUUCAAUCAGAGAAACAAAUACUGUCAUAUUUUAAAUAUGCUGUAAUGUGUAGUAAGUGAAGUACAAGAUGCUCAGAGCACUUAAAAUGUAAAGUUAGAAUAACUACCCUGGAUUGAUCUUGUUGAGAUAACUCAAUUUUCAUCUUUUC
This is a messenger RNA of Myxocyprinus asiaticus (Chinese sucker), 2264 nucleotides long. RefSeq names its product purinergic receptor P2X, ligand-gated ion channel, 3a (gene p2rx3a). Gene Ontology annotation, cellular component: nuclear inner membrane; plasma membrane. The transcript is spliced from 13 exons. The coding region runs from base 119 to 1408 and encodes 429 amino acids. Lineage: Eukaryota; Metazoa; Chordata; Actinopteri; Cypriniformes; Catostomidae. The record is from RefSeq and is a predicted model, not a curated record. Gene Ontology annotation, biological process: monoatomic cation transmembrane transport; response to ATP. Gene Ontology annotation, molecular function: ATP binding; extracellularly ATP-gated monoatomic cation channel activity; purinergic nucleotide receptor activity.